Messenger RNA from Cydia pomonella (codling moth), 1065 nucleotides. RefSeq lists its product as uncharacterized. Bases 202 to 732 code for a protein of 176 amino acids. The transcript is spliced from 5 exons. The record is from RefSeq and is a predicted model, not a curated record. NCBI's taxonomy places the organism in Eukaryota, Metazoa, Arthropoda, Insecta, Lepidoptera, Tortricidae.
AUUACAAAUUUCAAUUUUUCCUGUCAAAUCACAGUAGUGUCUGCAGACAAAACUACCUGUCGUACAAGCCUGAUGUUUAUUUAAAAUAACGGUACAGACGUCGAAUGUUGGUACAAGAUCUCAAAUUAAAAGUAAACUAGCCUCGUGUUUACUAAACCGCUAACCAACCUGACCCGAAAAAUCGACCCAUUCGUAGUAGCCAUGCAGAUCGUUACGGUUCUUCUUGUCUUAGGUAGAUUUUUGUGUGUCGAAAAUACGAUGUUUUCGAGGAAUUACAAAAGAGACGUGAUGACUUUCGAUGAAGACUCAACUCUGCGAUAUCCAUUUUUUAAUUUCGCCUCCGAAUCGAAAUCCGAUGAAGACGAGGAUGAUAAUGGAAAAGAAAUGGCAUUAGAAUCCUCUGAAAAAGAAAUAUUAGACAGUUCCGAGAACAACACAAAACUACUUGGGAAACUUAAAGAGCCGUGCGCGAUCGUGGUACGUUCUAACAUCCAUCCGACGAUGCAAUCGCUGCUGCGCAAGUACAGAUACGAUGCAAAAGGUGCACUGAUUCCCAGCAGUGUUAGAUACUUCAUAAAGGUGCCGCAAGGCCUCGGAGAGCCGUUACUGGUUCCGCUUAAUGACAAAUCUGUUUCGCAUCUAGGAGGUUUUGUGAGGUAUUAUAAAGAAGUCCCGCCAAUACCACAAGCAUUAUAUUCAAAGCGGAAACUACAUACUUAUUUUAAGCAGUAAAUGUAUGUUACCUGAAAUAAAUGUAUGACCACGACGAUAAAACUGGUCUAAUAUUCACCUUUAUUUACAACGGCCCGAGACAACAUGUUAAGGUCACAGAUGAUUGAUGACCCGUUGAUUGAGAAAUCAAUGGUGAUUGAGAUUGUGCUUUCAUCAAAGAGGUUUUAUAUUUUUUACUUUUAUUAAUAACAAUUUCCUCGCAUUAUCGAAGAGGAACCACAAUGCAUGCGCCUAUCAUUCGGCAGAACGAGAUUAUAGCGCGAAAUGUAAUUCAGAAAUGUUUAUAAUCUGUGUUAUUUCAUAAAAUGUACCAAUAUACUGUUUCAAACUUUU